UCAACAUAUACCCAAAUACUAAUAUAUCAUCACCCAGAGUCAACUCCACUUUUCAAUUCUCAAUAAAUCCACCAAAAUGAAACUCCUCUCCCUUGCCACCACCCUCACCUCCCUCAUCGCAACCGUCUCCGCCUCCCUACCAUCCACAUAUACCCUCGUCGCAGACGGAGGUUGGACAGUCGUUACUGAUGGAACACACUUAUACAUCGGAACCGGCGACAUAAAACACUACCCCAUUCUCAUCCUAAAAGGCGGCUCCAACAACAGCAUGAUCACCGGCCACAAGCAAUAUGACACUACCACAGGCACACAACAUCUCUACGUCAACGAGGACGAAACAGCACCGAUUGCCCUGACGGAACCGAAUGGCGCUGCUCCCGCCGGGGCAAGUGUGACUGGGUUCGAUGUGGACGAGGGGAAUUAUCUGCUUCUUGAUGGGGUGGAUGCGUGGGGUGUGGAGCCGAGUGAGGGGCAGAUUAGGAGGAUUUAUUGGCUUGGCGGUGAGGAUGAUGUUGGUGAUAAUGAGUAUAAGGAGAUUGGGCUGUGGGUUAAGGAGUGUAGGGGGUGUUAAGAUUAUUGAACUGGGGUGG
Molecule: messenger RNA, 590 nt
Organism: Aspergillus vadensis CBS 113365
Lineage: Eukaryota; Fungi; Ascomycota; Eurotiomycetes; Eurotiales; Aspergillaceae
Exons: 3
Coding region: 77-571 (164 amino acids)
Source: RefSeq, a predicted model, not a curated record